AUGGGCAAAUCUACUACGAAGACCCGAAAGAAAAUAACAAUCCAAAGCCUUGUCCGUCUCUAUGAGAAAGAAGAGCCGAUCAGUGUCCUCACUGCCCAUGACUUCCCAAGCGCGAGUGUUGCCGAAGCUGGAGGAAUGGACAUAGUGUUGGUCGGGGAUAGCUUGGCCAUGGUUGCAUUGGGCAUGGAGGAUACAAAUGAGGUCCUCGUGGAGGAAAUGCUACUGCACUGUCGUAGUGUCUCACGGGCUGUCGAAAGUGCAUUCACUAUCGGAGACCUGCCCAUGGGCUCCUAUGAGGUCUCGCCGCAACAAGCCAUGCAAACAGCCGUUAGGUUUGUCAAAGAAGGUCGUAUGAACGGCGUGAAGCUCGAGGGAGGCGAAGAAAUGGCACCAACCAUUAAACGAAUCACUGAUGCGGGUAUUCCAGUGAUGGCGCAUAUUGGGCUUACCCCCCAAAGACAAAAUGCUCUCGGCGGAUUCAGAGUUCAAGGAAAAACAGCUGCUGGUGCAUUGAAGUUAUUGCGCGAUGCCUUGGCAGUGCAAGAAGCGGGUGCUUCUCUGAUCAUUAUAGAAGCAGUACCUGCUGAGGUCGCUGCUCUAGUAACCAGUAAGCUUCGGGUUCCAACAAUUGGAAUUGGAUCAGGUAAUGGGUGUUCCGGGCAAGUGCUUGUUCAAAUUGAUAUGAUGGGCAAUUUUCCACCUGGAAGAUUUUUGCCCAAGUUUGUUAAAACGUAUGCGAAUGUCUGGAAUGAAGCUUUGCAGGGAGUUGAGAGGUACAGGGAUGAUGUCAAAAGCAGAGCUUAUCCUUCGUCGGAGUAUACAUACCCUGUGUCGGAAGAGGUGAUUGAAGAGUUGCGGCGAGUGUUGGAUGAUAGUCAUCGGAAAUAG
Molecule: messenger RNA, 888 nt
Organism: Penicillium pulvis
Lineage: Eukaryota; Fungi; Ascomycota; Eurotiomycetes; Eurotiales; Aspergillaceae
Product: 3-methyl-2-oxobutanoate hydroxymethyltransferase
Exons: 2
Coding region: 1-888 (295 amino acids)
Biological process (GO): pantothenate biosynthetic process
Cellular component (GO): mitochondrion
Molecular function (GO): 3-methyl-2-oxobutanoate hydroxymethyltransferase activity; magnesium ion binding
Source: RefSeq, a predicted model, not a curated record